Messenger RNA from Trichoderma reesei QM6a, 1224 nucleotides. RefSeq lists its product as uncharacterized. The coding region runs from base 1 to 1134 and encodes 377 amino acids. The record is from RefSeq and is a predicted model, not a curated record. Gene Ontology annotation, cellular component: cytoplasm. Gene Ontology annotation, molecular function: 2-oxoglutarate-dependent dioxygenase activity. NCBI's taxonomy places the organism in Eukaryota, Fungi, Ascomycota, Sordariomycetes, Hypocreales, Hypocreaceae. The transcript has 3 exons.
AUGGCUCCCGCUUUGGUUGAGACGACUACUACCACCAACGACAAACCGGUUCCGGAAUUUGUCUACAGGCUUGAUGGACAGUACAAGGAGAUUGACUUGACAUACAUUGACAAGGACGCUGAAGAGGGCAAGGCCGGCGGACCUGCUGCCAAGUACCCUCACUACCUCCCAACAUGGAACCCGGCUCAAAAGUACCCUCCUCUCACGCCGUUUGAGCACUACGAGCACGGAAAGGAUGCCGACACAUCCUACCCCAACCUUCUCCCCAGUGGAGUCAAGGUCACUGACCUCACUCCACACAUUGGCUCCGAAGUGAGAGGCAUCCAGCUGUCCUCCCUCAGCGACGCCGGCAAAGACGAGCUGGCUCACUUCGUCGCCACGCGCAAGGUCGUGGCCUUCCGAGACCAGGACUUCGCCGACCUGCCCAUUGCCGACGCGCUCAAGUUUGGCUCCUACUUUGGACGACACCACAUCCAUCCCACGUCUGGCUCUCCCGAAGGCUACCCCGAGAUCCACCUCGUUCACCGCGGCGUCAACGACAAGGGACAUCUGGACUUCUUCAAGACGAGGACCAGCUCUGUGGCCUGGCACUCGGACGUCUCUUACGAGCGGCAGCCUCCCGGGACGACGUUCCUUUACAUCCUGGACAAGCCCGAGGUCGGCGGUGACACCAUCUUCGUCGAUGCCGUUCAGGCGUACAAGCGAUUGAGCCCGCUGUUCCAGGAGCGUCUGCACGGUCUCCAGGCGACGCACUCGGGCAUCGAGCAGGUUAAUGCGGCUGCGGCUCGCAACAGCAUCAAGCGACGUGACCCCGUCGUUCACCCUCACCCCAUUGUCCGAACUCACCCCGCGACGGGCGAGAAAGCUCUUUACGUCAACCCCCAGUUCACUCGUGACAUUGUCGGCAUGAAGAAGGAGGAAUCCGACGCCAUCCUCAACUUCCUGUACACUCAUCUGGCCCAGGGAGCCGACUUCCAGGCCCGCGUCAGGUGGGAGGACAGGACCGUCGUUGUUUGGGACAACCGAGUGACCCAGCACAGCGCUCUGGUAGACUGGGACAACGGUCAGAGGCGACACCUUGCUCGCAUCACGCCCCAGGCUGAGGAGCCCUACGAGACUCCCUUCCAGGGGUGAAAGAAAGAAAAAGAGGAAAGGGAUGAAGGUGAAUUUGUGACCAUAUUAGCGAUAUGACUUGAUGUUUACAGGCAGCUAUUGGCCUUGUAC